This is a messenger RNA of Drechmeria coniospora, 6447 nucleotides long. Its product is annotated as fatty acid synthase subunit beta dehydratase. Gene Ontology annotation, cellular component: fatty acid synthase complex. The record is from RefSeq and is a predicted model, not a curated record. The transcript has a single exon. Gene Ontology annotation, biological process: long-chain fatty acid biosynthetic process. The coding region runs from base 1 to 6447 and encodes 2148 amino acids. Gene Ontology annotation, molecular function: [acyl-carrier-protein] S-malonyltransferase activity; enoyl-[acyl-carrier-protein] reductase (NADH) activity; [acyl-carrier-protein] S-acetyltransferase activity. Lineage: Eukaryota; Fungi; Ascomycota; Sordariomycetes; Hypocreales; Ophiocordycipitaceae.
AUGGCCGCUGGGUCAGACAGUACCGACUCAACUCUAUCCUCUCUCGUUGUUGUCGAAUUCCCAAUUGCGUCUCAAUCGGUUGACAUUACAUCUGGCGACCUCUCGUAUCGAUUUAACGUUCCAGAAUCGCUCUAUAACUACGUCAUAUUAUCAAGGGAUCGAUUUCUCAAUGCAACGAGUGAUGAUGCGCCCCAGAAAGAUCCGCCAGUAUCCAACCUUGAGUUGGUUGCCAAGUUUAUGAUCUUUCUGAUAGAACAUGGCGAGCUUCAAUGCGAGACACCAGUAUCAGCCAGAGAGGAUUCCAUUGCAAUGCUCUUUGAAAUAUUGGUGCUUGACUUUCUCCGAGGAUCGGAUAUCCAUACAGUGGCAUCACAGCUUCCCGGAACUUCGAGACAGCGACAAAUUGUCAUUCAAGCCUAUGUAGCUGCCAUGAUGUAUUCGACCAACUCCAGCUCGAUAGCAAGGGCCAAUUCGGCUCUUUUUCCUGCCAAUAAAGAGAAUUGCGCCAAGACAUAUGCUGUGUUUGGUGGUCAGGGCAACAGUACUGAUUAUUUUGAUGAGCUCCGAGACCUCUUCGCAACAUACACCUACUUUGUCGAGCCCCUUUUGAUGGUGGCUGAAAACACUCUUCGUCAAAUGUUGGCGGAAAUUUCAGAUUCCCAAAAAACACACUUUCAACAUGGUCUAUCGAUACUUCAUUGGCUGCAGAAGCCUGAGACAGCACCAGGAAACGAUUACCUACUGUCAGCACCCGUCAGUUUUCCCUUGAUUGGUCUUAUACAGUUUUUGAACUAUGCCGUUCUCUGUCGAUGCCAGAAGAUGUCUCCCGGAGAUGUUACUGGGCAUCUGCUCGGCAUGGCUGGGCACAGCCAAGGAAUCGUCGUUGCUGCAGCUCUCGCGACGGUAGCUGACUGGGAAUGCUUCGACAGUGCUCUCAUAAAGGCAACGACGGUACUGUUUCAUGUUGGAUUGGCCGCGCAAUACGCAACCCCAAAUGUCAGCAUUCCGUCAACAACUUUAUCAGAAUCACUAGCUAAUGGUGAGGGCUUUCCGACUCCAAUGUUGAAUGUCGCGGGUUGUCCUCGGGCGCAGCUUGAGCGAUACAUCUCCGACGUAAACGAUCAUUUGAACCCCCAACAGCAAGUAUCCAUUGGCCUUAUAAAUGGUCAGACCAACAUUGUCGUCUCCGGACCUGCACUCUCCCUCUGCGCCUUGACUUCGAUGCUACGACAAAUAAAGGCAAGUUCUGGAACAGAUCAAUCCAAAACAGCAUUCUCACUGCGGAAGCCCGAAUUCUCGCUCCGUUUUCUGCCCGUAACUGCUCCAUUUCACACAGAAUCCCUCGAAAACGCAGCCGCCAAUGCCCUCAGCAUGCUCUGCGGAGUUCAUAUUGCUGCGUCUGAACUUCAGUUGCCAGUCUACGACAGCCAUACAGGGGCUGAUCUUAGGUGCAGCAACACAACAGAUAUAGUCCCUGCCUUGGUGCGCAUGAUACUCUGUCAGCCUGAUGACUGGCCGCGGUCGACGGCUUUCCACGAUGCAACACAUGUUGUUGACUUUGGACCUGGCGGCCUAUCAGGCGUAGGGCCACUAUUGCACCGAAACAAGGAGGGGACAGGGGUGAGGGUGAUUCUCGCAGGUGGAGCUGAAAACAGCUACGAAGAAUUUGGAUGUCGAGCAGAACUGUUCUCUCCCGACCUAGUCUUCAACAAGAGCUGGGCACGAGCUUACUCGCCAAAACUCGUGCUGUCCAAAAAGGGCGAGCUUCAGAUUGAAAACCGGAUGACCAGAUUGUUGGGACUUCCGCCUGUGAUGGUGGCAGGGAUGACUCCGACGACUGCAUCCUGGACGUUUGUCAGCGCCAUCAUGAACUCGGGAUACCACGUGGAAUUGGCAGGAGGUGGAUUACACAACGUCGAGCAACUGACAUUCAAUGUCAGGAAUCUGGUGAAUUCCGUGCCCGUUGGAAGGGGUAUCUGUAUCAACAUCAUCUACGCCAAUCCCAAGCAACUUCGAUGGCAGAUCCCUCUAAUUCAGAAGCUGCGUUCCGAAGGCGUGCCCAUCGAUGGACUUGCAUUUGGUGCAGGAGUUCCAUCUAUAAACGUUGCCAAGGAGUUCGUGGAACUAGGGUUCAGAUAUCUUUCCUUCAAGCCUGGCUCGGCAUUUGCCAUCAAACAAGUCAUCGCGAUUGCGCAGUUAAACAAGACCUAUCCCGUAUUAAUGCAAUGGACAGGUGGUCGGGGCGGGGGCCAUCAUUCGUACGAAGACUUUCACGAGCCCAUCUUGAAGCUCUACGGCAGCGUACGUCGUUGCAACAACAUUGUUCUGCUAGCAGGAAGCGGCUUUGGUGGAGCGCAGGACAGUUAUCCAUACCUCUCGGGAAAGUGGUCCAUCCCGUUUGGGCGUCCGCCAAUGCCAUUCGAUGGCAUUCUUCUCGGCAGUCGAAUGAUGAUCGCAGCGGAGGCUCAGACGAGUCGAGGAUGCAAGAAAGCCAUCGUGGCCGCCCCAGGCGUCGACGACGAGUCCUCUUGGGAGCAAAGCUAUCUGAAGCCCACCGGGGGAAUCAUAACCGUCAAGAGCGAGAUGGGCGAACCCAUCCACAAAGUCGCCACAAGAGGUGUCAUGCUGUGGAAGGAGUUGGAUGACAAGAUAUUCAGUAUUACGGACAAGGCCAAGCGGUGCGAGAAGCUGCGAGGGAUGAAAUCGUACAUCAUUCAACGACUGAACGACGACUUUCAGAAAGUAUGGUUUGGUUUGAAUGGAUCCGGAAAGGCCGCCGACCUGGAAGAUAUGACGUAUGCCCAAGUAUUGCAUCGUCUGGUGCAACUGCUAUUCGUCUCCAAAGAAUCACGGUGGAUCGACUCGAGCUACAUGAUGCUGACCGUGGAUUUUGUACGGCGCAUGUAUGGCCGUCUUCUUCCGUCGAUGCCGCAACUGGAGAAGGGUUUCGGCCUUGUCCAUCCGCCGCUGGCCGUUCCCAUCAUCUUGAAGCAGUGUCCAAAAGCAGAGAAGCAACUCAUCAACUACAGCGACGCACGCUAUUUCGUGCUACUGUGCAAACGACCUGGUCAAAAGCCGCCUCCUUUCUUGGUAGACAUGGGCGAUGAUUUCGAGGUUUGGUUCAAGAAGGAUUCCCUCUGGCAAUCCGAGGACUUGGCCACUGUUGUGGGCGAAGAUGCUGGCCGAACGUGCAUUCUGCAGGGUCCCGUGGCAGCAAAACAUGCGGUCGUGGUAGAUGAGCCUGCCGAGAAAAUUCUUGGCUCCAUCAACAGUGGUUACGUGGCCAGAAUACUCAAAGACCGAUACGGCAACGACCCAUCUCGGGUCCCAUCGUGGAGGUCAGAGUCGACCGCAUCGUGGACCGCCUCACCUGCUCCUCCCCAUUGCCUCGUCUUCCGAGAAGGCAACAAGACGCAUUACCACGUCACCGGCUCAGCUGGGGAUGACCAAGUACCGGAUACUGAACAGUGGUUAAGAGUGCUCGCUGGACGGCCCGGGAGCUGGAUGCAUGCCUUGCUCACUUGCGAGUAUGUUUGUCAAGAUUCCCACAUGGCUACAAACCCUGUCCGGCGAGCCCUGUCUCCUGCCCAGGAAAUGCAUGUCGAGGUAACUGAGGGAGCCGAUCCAGAGGAGUUGGUACUUGCGGUGUUGGAACUUGGGUCAAAGAGUGCCCAUUCGGAUCCCUCAACGUACUCUCUCGUCAUACGAAAAGAACGGGAGAUUCUGGUCACAUUCUUUGCCAACGAAAGUGUUGAGGGAGACGCCGUCCCGUUGACGUUCAGGUUCACCUACCAUCCAGAAAUGGCACUUUACCCGAUUCAUGAGAUAAUGGAAGGCCGAAAGGACUUGAUACGGGCGUUUUAUUAUCGUUUGUGGUUUGGAUCCGUGAGAGAUGACCAGGAUCAAAGCCUAGAAACUCUCCCAACCUGUCGGGCAAGACGUUCGUAUCGGUGCGGCAACAUCGUCGCAGAUACCGAUGCCAGUCUGUCAAUUUCCCUCUACACUGGCCUUGUACCUCAACUAGGGAGCUCGGAGUCCUGUUCGGGUCCGGCCAUGAGAAGUUUGUCCUUUGGUCAGGGGUUCCCAGCAGACGGUGGCUUCCGAGGCUGCAGGGUAUCCAUCUCCGCCCCCAUGGUCCAGGACUUCAAAGCCAGCAUCUCGCAGGCAACUGGCAAGAUAUGGUCGGGUCUGGAAAAUAACACGGUGCCGCUCGAUUUUGCCAUUGUGGUCGCUUGGAACGCCAUGAUGAGAGCUAUCUUCCCGAGCGUCAUCGACGGUGACUUUCUCCAGCUAGUUCAUUUAUCCAACAAAUUUGAAGUCAUCAAUGACAGCGCGCCGUUGUGCCAGGACGACCAGGUCAAUACCUGUGCCAAGCUUAUGGCAAUUCGCAACGAAGCCGCGGGACGUGUGGUCAAGAUCGAAGCCACGGUGGAGAGGAAAGGCACGCCAAUCAUUCAACUGGUGUCCGAGUUCCUCUUCCGAGGAUGCUAUACCGACGAAGGCAUCUGCUUCGAAAUUCAGGCUCAGCCAGGGAUGUGCAUCAAAUUAGACAGCCCAGUGAAGCUCGCCGUCUUGAAAAGCAAGAGCUGGAUAGAGUUUGCCGAUACCACCAUCGACCUGUUGGGCCAGACUGUCAUUUUUACUCUGACGAGCGUGAGCCGUCAUGAUGCUGGCUCCAAGCAUCACAUGGUUCAUACGUAUGGCCAAGUACGUAUCAAGAGCGCCGGUGCGAAGAGGCAGAAAGUGAUAGCGGCCGUCUGCCACGAGGAGGCGAACUCUUCCACGAAUGCAGUCAUGGAUUACCUGCGUCGCCACGGAUCCCCGACGGAAGUCAUUCAUCAGCAGGCAAACCCGCAACGUCUGGGAGAGCCAGAGGCGUGCCGAAUCAGCGUACCGGCGGCCAACCACGGCUACUCUCGCGCGUCCGGGGACUACAACCCCAUCCACGUCUCCUUGCCGUUUGCCAGAUACGCCAACCUGCCGGGCACGAUCACGCACGGAAUGUUGACGAGCGCCGCCGUGCGACAGGUGGUGGAGAAGGCGGCAGGGGUCAACGAAAGGGUUCGCAUGCGGUCGUACAAGGCGGUCUUUGUCGACAUGGUUCUCCCGGGUGACAGGCUAGAAGUGCAAGUGCAGCACAGCGGCAUGAAGAGCGGGCAACGGAUGCUUUUGUUUUCGGUCAUCAACGCCGACACCGGUGCCAAAGUCGUCGUUGGUGAUGCCGAGGUUGACCAGCCGCCCUCGGCGUACGUCUUUACUGGUCAAGGCAGUCAGUCAAUCGGAAUGGGCAUGGAUCUGUACGGCAUGUGCGACAUUGCACGAGAUGUGUGGGAUACCGCCGAUGCGUUUUACUCGGACACUUACGGUACAAGCUUCACACUCCAUCAUCCCGUCUCGUCGAGGAAGCAUGCUGACAACCUGACAACCGCAGGCUUCCGGAUCAGCGAAAUCGUCAAGAAUAACCCGAAGCAACUGACGGUCCACUUUGGCGGCGCACGCGGUCGAAAGAUACGGCAGAACUACAUGGAUAUGACGGUCGAAAGCGACGGCGAGCAGGUGCCCCUGUUCGGACGCAUGACGCCAACGACGGCCAAGCACAGCUUCCGGCACGGUGCCGGACUGCUAUACAGCACCGAGUUUGCUCAGGCGGCGCUCGCAGUCAACGGACAUGCGCAGUUUCUUCAUCUCCGGUCGAAGGGAGUCGUGGAUGCCGAGGCGCUCUUUGCCGGCCACUCGCUCGGCGAGUACACGGCGCUGAGCACCAUCGGGGCCAUGAUGCCAUUCGACAAGCUGCUGUCGGUCGUCUUCUACCGCGGCCUCUGCAUGCAAUCGGCCGUUCCCCGCGACGUCAACGGGCGCUCCGACUUUUCGCUCAUGGCCGUCAACCCGCGGCGCAUGCAGGCGAGCAUGACGACGGAGUCGCUGCAGGCGCUCGUCGGCGCCAUCGCAGCCGCCACCGGCUGCUUGCUGGAGCUAGUCAACCACAACGUCGCCGGCCAGCAGUACGUGGCGGCAGGGUCGCUCGCAGGCCUCGACUGCCUCUCGCGGGUGGCGGAUCACAUGGCUCGGCACGCGGCCGACUUUGACGCCUGUCAGCCGGAGGCCGCGGCCAAGGCCGAAGCCCUCGUGGCAGCCUGCGCCGAGGACGUGGCCCAGGAGGCACGGCCCAUCCGACUCGGACGCGGCGUGGCCACGACGCCGCUGGAAGGAAUCGACGUGCCCUUCCACAGCCGCUUCCUGCUGCCCCAGAUGCCGGCAUUCCGGCGCGUCCUGCAGAGGUACAUUACGGCCGAGGCCAUCGACGCCCGGAGGCUCGUGGGAAAGUACGUGAGCAAUGUGACGGGCAAGGAGUUUGACGUAUCGCACGAGGCGGUGCGAGAGGUGUACGAGAUGACGGGAAGCGAGGUGCUCGGGGAUCUGCUGCUGGACUUUGAGGGCCGCUGCUGA